Drosophila miranda is the source of this 5550-nucleotide messenger RNA. Its product is annotated as flocculation protein FLO11. Gene Ontology annotation, cellular component: extracellular region. The coding region runs from base 77 to 5236 and encodes 1719 amino acids. Gene Ontology annotation, molecular function: chitin binding. The record is from RefSeq and is a predicted model, not a curated record. The transcript is spliced from 3 exons. Lineage: Eukaryota; Metazoa; Arthropoda; Insecta; Diptera; Drosophilidae.
AGCGGAAGCCUGAAGCGGGUAUAUAAGAAGAACGUUGCCGCCUGGGCACGUUGCAUUGCGUGGAUGUACCUGAAAAAUGCUGAUGGUAAAUAUCCUGUGGAUCGGUCUUUGGAUCGUUCCUCAGGCACUUGCCGCGGACUCAUGUGCAGGACAAUCGUUUGGAUACAGAUCGGCGGACCCAGCAGACCCCCACUCGUACUUCCUCUGUCUGGGCUUCCUGGGCCAGAUAAGGAGCACCUGCCAAGACGGAUUCCGGUUCAGUGUCCAAGACCAAAGCUGCGUGCAAGGAGGCCAGCCAAGUCCUGGCCACUCCUUAGCAGACAAGGACCCCACCAUCCACCAAAACGUAUUCAUUGACAGGCCGAUGAUUUUCAAUUUUUUCGGUAACCUGUGGGGCAGCCCCCAAAGGCCGAAUCCCUCCCUUCCCCUGACGCAACCCCUCCAGACCACCACCGAUCAGCACCAAGACUCGAUACCCAGCGCAAGUUUCUCACUCUUAAGGGAAGUCAUUUCUUCCCCCCAGGAGAACAAGCCAGACUCCAAUGAUGCGUUAUCUACUCCAACGAAUGAGGCAUCGAGGUGUCGCUUUUUACCAAACGGUUCCUUCAUAAGGGACUCCAAAAAGUGCGGAGUAUUUUACGUGUGUGCCAAUGGGAUCGGUAUUACUCGCUGCUGUCCAGAAGGUCUCCAUUUCGACAUCGAGAAGAGUUUUUGCAAUAUCCCAAGUAUGGUCGACUGCUCUCCCGAAGAAUUGACCACGACACCGUCACCACCUAAAACUUCGACAAAGACAAUUAGGCCCAGCCCUGCAGAACCAUCAUCCACGGAACCAUCAACAACCGAACCAUCUCCGGAGAGCUCAACAGAGCAAAGUAGCUCCAGCUCCGAGGAACCCUCGUCGACGGAACCUUCUCCGGAGAGCUCAACAGAGCCGAAUAGCUCCAGCACAGAGGAACCAUCUUCCACGGAACCUUCUCCGGAGAGCUCAACAGCGCCAAAUAGCUCCAGCUCAGAGGAACCAUCUUCCACGGAACCUUCUCCGGAAAGCUCAACAGAGCCAAAUAGCUCCAGCUCCGAAGAACCAUCGUCCACGGAACCAUCGUCCACGGAGCCUUCUCUGGAGAGCUCAACAGAGCCGAAUAGCUCCAGCUCAGAGGAACCAUCGUCCACGGAACCUUCUCCGGAGAGCUCAACCGAGCCGAAUAGCUCCAGCUCCGAGGAACCAUCGUUCACGGAACCUUCUCCGGAGAGCUCAACAGAGCCAAGUAAUUCCAGCUCUGAAGAACCAUCGUCCGCGGAACCCUCGUCCACAGAACCUUCUCCGGAAAGCUCAACAGAGCCAAAUAGCUCCAGCUCAGAGGAGCCAUCUUCGACGGAACCUUCUCCGGAGAGCUCAACAGAGCCGAAUAGCUCCAGCACAGAAGAACUAUCGUCCACGGAACCUUCCCCGGAGAGCUCAACCGAGCCGAAUAACUCCAGCUCCGAGGAACCCUCGUCCACGGAACCUUCUCCGGAGAGCUCAACAGAGCCAAGUAGCUCCAGCUCCGAGGAACCCUCGUCCACGGAACCUUCUCCGGAGAGCUCAACAGAGCCAAGUAGCUCCAGCUCCGAGGAACCCUCGUCCACGGAACCUUCUCCGGUGAGCUCAACAGAGCCGAAUAGCUCCAGCACAGAGGAACCAUCUUCCACGGAACCUUCUCCGGAGAGCUCAACAGAGCCGAAUAGCUCCAGCUCCGAGGAACCAUCGUCCACGGAACCUUCUCCGGUGAGCUCAACAGAGCCGAAUAGCUCCAGCACAGAGGAACCAUCGUCCACAGAACCAUCGUCCACGGAACCUUCUCCGGAGAGCUCAACAGAGCCAAGUAGCUCCAGCUCCGAGGAACCCUCGUCCACGGAACCUUCUCCGGAGAGCUCAACAGAGCCGAAUAACUCCAGCUCAGAGGAACCAUCUUCCACGGAACCUUCUCCGGAGAGCUCAACAGAGCCAAGUAGCUCCAGCUCCGAGGAACCCUCGUCCACGGAACCUUCUCCGGUGAGCUCAACAGAGCCGAAUAGCUCCAGCACAGAGGAACCAUCGUCCACAGAACCAUCGUCCACGGAACCUUCUCCGGAGAGCUCAACAGAGCCGAAUAACUCCAGCUCUGAAGAACCAUCGUCCACGGAACCUUCUCCGCAGAGCUCAACAGAGCCAAGUAGCUCCAGCUCCGAGGAACCCUCGUCCACGGAACCUUCUCCGGUGAGCUCAACAGAGCCGAAUAGCUCCAGCACAGAGGAACCAUCGUCCACAGAACCCUCGUUCACGGAACCUUCUCCGGAGAGCUCAACAGAGCCGAAUAACUCCAGCUCUGAAGAACCAUCGUCCACGGAACCCUCGUCCACGGAACCUUCUCCGGUGAGCUCAACAGAGCCGAAUAGCUCCAGCACAGAGGAACCAUCGUCCACAGAACCAUCGUCCACGGAACCUUCUCCGGAGAGCUCAACAGAGCCGAAUAACUCCAGCUCCGAGGAACCAUCGUCCACGGAACCUUCUCCGGAGAGCUCAACAGAGCCAAGUAGCUCCAGCUCCGAGGAGCCAUCUUCCACGGAACCUUCUCCGGAGAGCUCAACAGAGCCGAAUAGCUCCAGCUCCGAGGAACCCUCGUCCACGGAACCUUCUCCGGUGAGCUCAACAGAGCCGAAUAGCUCCAGCACAGAGGAACCAUCGUCCACAGAACCAUCGUCCACGGAACCUUCUCCGGAGAGCUCAACAGAGCCGAAUAACUCCAGCUCUGAAGAACCAUCGUCCACGGAACCUUCUCCGCAGAGCUCAACAGAGCCGAGUAGCUCCAGCUCCGAGGAACCCUCGUCCACGGAACCUUCUCCGGUGAGCUCAACAGAGCCGAAUAGCUCCAGCACAGAGGAACCAUCGUCCACAGAACCAUCGUCCACGGAACCUUCUCCGGAGAGCUCAACAGAGCCGAAUAACUCCAGCUCCGAGGAACCAUCGUCCACGGAACCUUCUCCGGUGAGCUCAACAGAGCCGAAUAGCUCCAGCACAGAGGAACCAUCGUCCACAGAACCCUCGUCCACGGAACCUUCUCAGGAGAGCUCAACAGAGCCGAAUAACUCCAGCUCAGAGGAACCAUCUUCCACGGAACCUUCUCCGGAGAGCUCAACCGAGCCAAAUAGCUCCAGCUCAGAGGAACCAUCGUCCACGGAACCUUCUCCUGAGAGCUCAACAGAGCCAAGUAGCUCCAGCUCCGAGGAACCAUCUUCCACGGAACCUUCUGCAGAGAGCUCAACAGAUCCGAAUAGCUCCAGCUCCGAGGAACCCUCGUCCACGGAACCUUCUCCGGUGAGCACAACAGAGCCGAAUAGCUCCAGCACAGAGGAACCAUCGUCCACAGAACCAUCGUCCACGGAACCUUCUCCGGAGAGCUCAACAGAGCCGAAUAACUCCAGCUCUGAAGAACCAUCGUCCACGGAACCUUCUCCGGAGAGCUCAACAGAGCCAAGUAGCUCCAGCUCCGAGGAACCCUCGUCCACGGAACCUUCUCCGGUGAGCUCAACGGAGCCGAAUAACUCCAGCUCUGAAGAACCAUCGUCCACGGAACCUUCUCCGGAAAGCUCAACAGAGCCAAAUAGCUCCAGCUCAGAGGAACCAUCUUCCACGGAACCUUCUCCGGAGAGCUCAACAGAGCCAAGUAGCUCCAGCUCCGAGGAACCCUCGUCCACGGAACCUUCUCCGGUGAGCUCAACAGAGCCGAAUAGCUCCAGCACAGAGGAACCAUCGUCCACAGAACCCUCGUCCACGGAACCUUCUCAGGAGAGCUCAACAGAGCCGAAUAACUCCAGCUCAGAGGAACCAUCUUCCACGGAACCUUCUCCGGAGAGCUCAACCGAGCCAAAUAGCUCCAGCUCAGAGGAACCAUCGUCCACGGAACCUUCUCCUGAGAGCUCAACAGAGCCAAGUAGCUCCAGCUCCGAGGAACCAUCUUCCACGGAACCUUCUGCAGAGAGCUCAACAGAUCCGAAUAGCUCCAGCUCCGAGGAACCCUCGUCCACGGAACCUUCUCCGGUGAGCUCAACAGAGCCGAAUAGCUCCAGCACAGAGGAACCAUCGUCCACAGAACCAUCGUCCACGGAACCUUCUCCGGAGAGCUCAACAGAGCCGAAUAACUCCAGCUCUGAAGAACCAUCGUCCACGGAACCUUCUCCGGAGAGCUCAACAGAGCCAAGUAGCUCCAGCUCCGAGGAACCCUCGUCCACGGAACCUUCUCCGGUGAGCUCAACGGAGCCGAAUAACUCCAGCUCUGAAGAACCAUCGUCCACGGAACCUUCUCCGGAGAGCUCAACAGAGCCGAAUAACUCCAGCUCUGAAGAACCAUCGUCCACGGAACCUUCUCCGGAGAGCUCAACAGAGCCAAGUAGCUCCAGCUCCGAGGAACCCUCGUCCACGGAACCUUCUCCGGAGAGCUCAACAGAGCCAAAUAACUCCAGCUCUGCAGAAACAACAUCAUCAACCGAGAAAUCAGCGGAAAACUCUGCCGUAAUCGAAGCGGUUCCAUCAUUGCCCGUCCGUAGACCGAUCAAACCAGUUUUGAUGUCCAAACGUCCAGCUGUGUAUGGUGGGAAGGACGAAACACAGAGUUCGGCGGGAAGUAAACAAUUGCAUCAAAAUCGUGUACUAGGCACUUUGUCAGGGUCUUCUUCUCAGUUUCAAGAACGAACAGACUGCAGUUUCCUCCCCACUGGAGCCUUCCUGAGGGAUCCCACGUCGUGCAACAAAUUCUAUGUGUGUGUAAAUGGAAUGGCCGUUCCCCGGCGCUGUCCUAGUAUUCUCUACUUUGACAUAAAGAAGAAGGUGUGCAAUUUCCCCAGCCUCGUGGAUUGCUCUCUGGUGUCCAAAGGUGCCCCGGUCUCCGUACUCAAGACACUUUCGCAGCACUCGGGUCUCAUUGGGUCAUCAUCCAGUCAGGAAGUGGAACAGGAACCGAUCCUUGACUGCAGUUCGCUUCCAAACGGUGAACUUGUCCGGGCUCUGAAUUCAUGCAGCAAAUUCUAUCUCUGCGCCAAUGGUCGCGCCAUAUCCCGUCAAUGUCCGAAGGGUCUGUAUUUCGACAUCACAAGGAAGAUCUGCACCUUCCCCAGUCUCGUGGAUUGCUCGAUAGUCGAGUCGAGUCGAAAGCAAGUAAAACGGAAGCCUGCCCAAGGUCGGGAAGGAAGCGCAUCACCAGUGAAACUGCAUCGCAAAUAGAGGAGAGCUGAUCUUGCAGAGAAAGGAUUAGUAUUAUUUGGUUUGCUCACAGUAUUAUUGUAUUAUAGGAACAUGGUAAUAGGGUAUCAACAUUGGGCUAGUAGGUAUAUAGUUAUUCAUACGUUUUCUGAGUGGUUACUGACUUACAUACUUAUAGUUUACAUGCACACACACACGUCACACUCCGAUCUAGGCAGUUACAGAGUAUUUAAGUUUAAUACCCAUUCCGCACUAUGAUAUAUUCAACGAUUAAAGAAUCUACAACGCAGAGAGAGACAGAGCCAGUCUGCCUCUGAAAGUAUUUAUAUUCUUAA